UGUGUUUCAGCAGUAAGUAUCACCACGGUGGGAGCGCUGCAGUGGGAAGGGAACGGAGUGAGAGGCGACAGUCACGACGACUGCAGUAGCUGGUUAAAGUUAUAUAAUCAUGUGUUAUGAGACUUCAUUUUUCCGGACAACAUCAUGGGAUUAUGGAACCACACCAUAAAAGGUCAUUGCGCUUUUUCUCUGAGUUUUGCGCUCAUGCUUAGUAAUUGUUUUAGUUUGAUUACCAUUGAAAAUGAAGUACACAGGUGAUGUAACAAAAUAAACAACGUUUGUGUUGAUCCAUGGAUUUACACAUAUUUGGUUUGGAGGAACAGGGUCGUCAACAUGAAUUUUGAUACUGCUGAUGAAGUCAACUUCUGGAGUAACCGUUCCUCGGAGCUGUACUCGGAGACACAGGGACCAUUAUCUGCAAAUAAUUCCAACUUGACCACAGCAAAUGACACAGAUAAUGACACAUUCACGAGUCCGCUGGACCUUACCCGAGCCGUGUCCGUUGGUAUAGUUCUGGGUGCGUUCAUUCUGUUCGCAAUCGUGGGCAACAUACUCGUAAUACUUUCCGUUGUAUGCAACAGACACCUGCGCAUCCCAACAAACUAUUUCAUUAUCAACCUAGCCAUUGCGGACCUGUUGCUGGGUACAACGGUGCUGCCCGUGUCUGCAACAUUGGAGAUUCUUGACUACUGGGUAUUCGGGAGAAUAUUCUGUGACAUCUGGGCGGCAGUGGACGUGCUAUGUUGCACUGCUUCCAUUAUGAGCCUGUGCGUAAUAUCCAUAGACCGUUAUAUAGGAGUGCGCUACCCACUGCAGUACCCCUGUAUAGUAACGGAGAAAAGAGCCCUUUUGGCCAUGCUCGGUGUUUGGGUUCUCGCUACUGUCAUUUCCAUCGGACCUCUGCUCGGGUGGAAACAACCACCCUCAAAUGACGACACCAUUUGCCCCAUCACCGAAGAGCCCUUUUACGCACUGUUCUCGUCAUUGGGUUCAUUUUACAUACCUCUGGCUGUCAUCCUUUGCAUGUACUGUCAGGUUUAUGUAGUUGCCAAACGGACCACUAAGAACUUAGAGGCGGGGGUCAUGAGAGAACACAUGGACUCGAAUGAGCUCACGCUCAGGAUCCACUGCAAAAACGCACAGCUGCAGGAAUACUGCGGCGCAGGCAAGGGCCAGACACGGAGCACGCUAACAGUCAAACUGCUCAAGUUCUCUCGAGAGAAGAAAGCUGCUAAAACGCUCGGUGUGGUGGUGGGCAUGUUUAUUCUCUGCUGGCUGCCAUUCUUCCUCGUGCUGCCUAUCGGGUCAUUCAACGCCAACCUGCGUCCCCCGGAGACAUUCUUUAAGGUGAUCUUCUGGCUGGGCUACUUCAACAGCUGCCUGAAUCCCAUCAUCUACCCCUGCUACAGCCGAGAGUUCAAACAGGCCUUCAUCCGCAUCCUCAAGUGCCGCUGCCAUCAGAAGAAAAAGCAGAAGGGCUGGAGGGCCUACUACAACUACCGUUCCUCUCACCUGGGCUCCACCAACAACUCCUACCUGAACGGGAGCCAGCAGACCCUGUCCUCUGUCAAUCCCAGCCCUCGCUGUGUGAGCAAAGGAUCAGGCUCUUGCCUGGAGUCUGGGUGGGGCCAUGGCUCCCUGUCUCCCUGCCUGUCUCUGCCUGGGAGCCCCUUCAGCAGCCAGAUGAGGGCUCUUCCUGGGGCUGUCUGCCAGAGCACCAGCAGAACUAUCAGAGUCAACCUGGCCUCCCCCCUGGCCAGGGAGCCAGUGCAUGCCAAUGGACAGAGUGGGAAUGGAAAGGUGGAGCAUGGAGCAAUCAGGGCAACACCCGAGACAAUGAUGUAAUGGCAGAUUGGAGCACCAGUCAUAAGCCUGGACAAUGCCGUUUGAUAGUCUGUACUUAUGCAACGGUAGCCUUUACAUCCAGGUGCAUGUGGGUAUUUUAUGCUGGAUACUGAAAUAUGGACAAAAGCCUAACUACUGUAGCAGUCUGGAUUUAAGAUUUGCGCAUCACACCAGAGGGUCAAUGGUCAAUGUGUCCGUAAGUAUUUAUCCCUAAAAGUCUGAUUGCUUGUAGUUCCAUGUCCUCCUAAAUAAUUAUUUGUAUUAUUAAAGGAUACUUUUAGACAGAACACUGAAGGCCUCUGCUACUGCACAAAACCUUUUCAGAAUAACAUGUGCAGCUCUGGCACAUACACCUUUUUCUUUUUAUUGUUCUGGUACUAUUUUCAUAAUUAUGUGGUGAAUUUUCAAAACUCUUAGUACAAAACUCAAAAUGGGUAGCACUUGUAACGCAGCCAGUCUUACAUUCAAACCCUUUCAUUGUCCAUUUAUUUCAUUUGUAGACAUCUUUUACCACACAACCAUUGAUCCACAAUAUAGGUCUCUGAAAUGUAGUGAGUACAUUGGUUUAAUCAUCAAAACACAACAUAAUAAUAUCUUCUCAAUUUAGUUAUUUUAAAUACCAGUUAAUCCACUAGCAAAACAUCUAAGACACAUGUUUCUAUCACGUUUCAGGUAAGACCCAAAUGCAGACUGUGUUGUUGUAACAAUGUUUAUUACAGCAACAGGGGCAGGCAAACGACAGGUCAGGUCAGGCAGGGGUUGAUAAUCCAGAGUAGUGGGGCAACGGUACAGGAUCAGGUCAGGCAGUGGUCAGGCAGGCAGGCUCAGAGUCAGGACAGGCAAGGGUCAAAACCAGGAGGGGGAAAAGCAGGAGCUGAGACAAAACACUGGUUGACUUGACGAACAAACUGGCAAAACGAACUGGCACAGACAAACAGAGAACACAGGAAUAAGUACCCGGGGGAUAAUGAGGAAGAUGGGCGACACCUGGAGAGGUAUGGAGACAAGCACAAGGACUGGUGAAACAGAUCAGGGCGUGACAGUUUAAAAUUGCAUUUUUUAUGUAAUAUGCUACUGUACUGUAAAUUACAGUAUAUUAUACUUUUUUCACAUUAGGCAAUACACCUGCACUACCCAUUAAAAUUUACUGAACAUCACAUUUCCAUAAUGUCUAUUAUCCCAUGUGUGAUGAAAGGUGUGACCAUUGAAGACAUCUGUUUAACAGGCACUAGUUCGCAGUAAAUAUCUUCAUUGUUCAUGCACCCGGGGAAAAAGCUUUUGGCAUGGUGAAUCUUAGCCUGACAUUGGUCUGAAUUGAUGUACCGUAAAUUCCGGACUAUAAGCUGCAACUUUUUUCCCAGCUUUGAACCUCGCGGCUUAAACAAUGACGCGGCUAAUAUAUGGAUUUUUCCCGCUUUCAAUUAUUUUAAU
Molecule: messenger RNA, 3276 nt
Organism: Salmo salar (Atlantic salmon)
Lineage: Eukaryota; Metazoa; Chordata; Actinopteri; Salmoniformes; Salmonidae
Product: alpha-1A adrenergic receptor
Biological process (GO): positive regulation of cytosolic calcium ion concentration; phospholipase C-activating G protein-coupled receptor signaling pathway; positive regulation of MAPK cascade
Cellular component (GO): plasma membrane
Molecular function (GO): alpha1-adrenergic receptor activity
Source: RefSeq, a predicted model, not a curated record